AUGAACACAAUCUCUCGUCGCCUGCUGCAUGCGUCAGCUAUACGAUCAAACCUGGUCGGGCCUCCUGAUCCCAUCUCCCACAUACGGCCUGUUCUCUAUACGAAGUCGACGCCGGUGCAGCCGGACGGGGUGCGGCAUCCAUAUCUGCUCAACGAGUUCACGGAAGGCGAGACCGACGAAGAAGUCCAGUGGGCCUUGUAUCAGCAGCAGCUAGACAAAUUUAAUCACGACUACUGGUUUGAUAGCAACACCCGGUUUGAAUCUGCAAAACAGAGCGUCUUGUCAUCACUACCCGACUCAGUCACAGGACUGCAGCGCGAACAGGCAUUAUCCGAGUUUUACAAAAAGUGGAUGGUACAGGAAAGCGAGCGGCAAAAUGAGUACUCUUCGGAGUGGAGGAGACGAAAUAUAGAAAGUAUCAGCCUAGCCACUCGUCUUGAAUGGCAGAAUGUUAGGCGGCGCCUCUUUGACCUCUUCUGA
Coniophora puteana RWD-64-598 SS2 is the source of this 480-nucleotide messenger RNA. RefSeq lists its product as uncharacterized. The transcript has 2 exons. The coding region runs from base 1 to 480 and encodes 159 amino acids. Gene Ontology annotation, cellular component: mitochondrion. Gene Ontology annotation, biological process: intrinsic apoptotic signaling pathway. The record is from RefSeq and is a predicted model, not a curated record. Lineage: Eukaryota; Fungi; Basidiomycota; Agaricomycetes; Boletales; Coniophoraceae.